AUGAACCGGGGAGGAGACGAAAGAAAGAAAGAAAAUGAAAAAAUUUCCGAUAGUGAUUUGGAGAUAUAUAUUAAACAUCUUGAUAAAUUAAAAGAAGACUUCAAAGCACGUUUCGAUGACUUGAAGAAUAUGCAUGUUCCCGAAUGGUUUGCUAAUCCAUUUGAUGUAAAAUUAGAUAAUGAAGGUAGUGAACCCGGCUUAGAAGAUGAACUGAGUGAAUUAUAUCUCAGAGCAGAAGCCGAACUUUUCUUACUUCCAUUCCCAACUUCAUACGUGGUUGAAACUGGUUUUAACCACUUGAACGCAAUUUUGACAAAACAGAGGAACAGAUUGAACUUAAAAAACCGUGAUGAUUUGCGACUAAAACUAACCAAUUUUCAACCGAAUAUCAAUAUUCUUGCUGCUUCUCUUCGAACACAUUUAUUUCACUAA
Molecule: messenger RNA, 432 nt
Organism: Centruroides sculpturatus (bark scorpion)
Lineage: Eukaryota; Metazoa; Arthropoda; Arachnida; Scorpiones; Buthidae
Product: SCAN domain-containing protein 3-like
Exons: 2
Coding region: 1-432 (143 amino acids)
Source: RefSeq, a predicted model, not a curated record